Messenger RNA from Cylas formicarius (sweet potato weevil), 4524 nucleotides. Its product is annotated as proton channel OtopLc-like. The record is from RefSeq and is a predicted model, not a curated record. Bases 340 to 2394 code for a protein of 684 amino acids. Gene Ontology annotation, molecular function: proton channel activity. Lineage: Eukaryota; Metazoa; Arthropoda; Insecta; Coleoptera; Brentidae. Gene Ontology annotation, biological process: proton transmembrane transport. The transcript has 16 exons. Gene Ontology annotation, cellular component: membrane.
UUUAAUUCAGCUAAACUAAAAAUUAAAAUUUUAUCUUAACGACCUGAAACUUUCCCUGAACCUCCUAGGCUCCGUAUUUGGUGGAGAUUUAAUUCCGCGGAAGAACAAUUUUAUUGCUGCGACAUGUUUAUGCAAAUUGGGGAGUAAAAGUGCAUAAAAACGGAGUUAUAUUUUGCCGUUUUCUUCUUCUGUUUCGGUUUUCCGUCUGCCGCAUCCGAAGUUUGGUCGAACAGCGCUAGAAAAACGAAAUAGCGCAAAAAAGUAAGCGACUUUUUAAAGUUUUAAUAAAGAAGCAACGUAGUGCCAUCUAGGGAUUCGGUGAGAUAAUUAAGGCGCUUAAUGGACAUUCUGCACGAAGAAAAUAGUUGCAGAGAACUGCGGAAGGUUGGUUUUACUGCAAAUGACAUUCGUGACGCAUCCGAUGACGAAAGCGAAAAUACCAGAGUCGUUGCGAAGAAGUUGUUGUCGGUGCCAGCCGACAGAGAUCACAAUAUUCUUCAGACGCCCCACAUCACAUUACACGCUAACGAAUGCGUACAUAGAUGUUGCGAUUCAGAAAGACGAGAUUCUAGUGCCCUCUCAUCGAGACGACCAUCGGCAAUUAUUGCAGCUCUUAGGAGACCUUCACAGACAAUAGCGCUAUCAGCAGCGCAUGCAGUUAUGAACCAAAAAAAGUACCUUAUGGAUUUGUUUAACGAAAGUACUUCGUCCGCCAGGGAAGAGGAGAAUGAAGAGAGAAAAGAGUGGAGGCGAAACAAGAAACUUGGCAAUGAUAGACUGACGGUAAUCCUCUCGAUAUUGUAUGCUAAGUUCCUGGUAGUGUUGGGCAUAGCGUUUCCGAUAAGUGAAGUUAUUUCCAGUAGGGUGGGUCCAUUUUUUUACCAGGGGUUCUACCUAUACCUCUACUUUGGAAGCAUGACUUUUAUAAUCUACGAAUACGCAAGCUGCGUCAGAGAAAGAGCAGUUAAGGAAGUUAUUAAAAACUACCGCGACAAUGAAAAGGGUGAACUUUUAUCAAAGGCUAACGAUGUGAAACGAGUGCAAAAAUAUGGGAGUUUUUAUUUGAGGUUGGGAGCAACAGCUUUCGGAAUAGGCAGCAUGGUAUAUUCCGGACUGGAAUUUGGACGGUACUUUGAGUUGCAAAAAAGUUCGGAAUGCCCAUCAAGCCCUCUUCAGGCCAUUACACCUGCCACCAGAAUGUUGCUUACCCUCUUGCAGGUGCAAUUCAUAUUUCUGAACCACAAGGAUGUUGAUAUAAACAGACACAAAAUCAUAGCUAGAUUCGGCCUAAUGCAUAUGAUCGCGACAAAUGUCUGUGAAUGGCUGUACGUUUUGGUUGAAGAAACUAAACAUGAAAUAAAUCACCUGGAGGAUCACGAUAACUAUACGAACAACACAACCAACCAAAAGUACUGUUUAAAUGGACGCCUGAUUGGUUCUCUGAUUACCGAUGCUAGUCCGUUUUUAUUUCCAUGCACCAUAGAAUAUAGCCUCAUCUGUGCCGUUAUCUUGUUCGAAAUGUGGAAACAUUUACAGCACGAGACACCAGCUAAAGGUUUUGAACAAAAGAAGCGGGAAAACAAACAUCGCUCAGAUAUCUUUUCUUUCCCUACAAGCACCAGUUAUCAUUUUACAAUCGACUGUUCCAACUCACACAAAGGAUUAUUCGCAGGAAUAACUGUCAUAGUCUUAACAAUCAUCUCUUUGGUGAUGUUUUUUGUGUUGUCUGAGCCUGAAGGCGUUGCCGCUUCCGCAGAAAAUACGAUAAAUGUCAAGAGACCAAAUUACGCAGAGCUUGAAGUCAAUGUGGUCGAGCUGUUUCUGUACAUUAUCACCACCGUGGCAAUCAUAUUCGCGAUGUAUCGUUUAAGGGACUUAAAAUAUGAUAGAAAAAUUGGUGAAGCCGGUGUAUCCGGCAUUGGCCUAGACAAUACUCUCUUAGCUGUAUCUCAAACGGGAAUGUAUAUCUACUCGAUAUUUUCAAUAAUAGGAUGGUACUUUACCAUAAACGGAUCCUCACCGGUCGGCAUGGUUGCAGAUAUAUUUUCUUUAGUACAAACUGGCCUUCAGACCAUGUUUGUUCUUGACGGCUGGUGGAGGCGUUGCCGAAACAUUGAACAAGCCAAGAAAAAGCCGGGUAAACAACUCAUUACUUUUCUUAUAAUAGCCAACCUUGCCAUGUGGACCAUAAAUACUUUGGAAAAGAACAGGGCAGAAUUCCGACCCACGCACUUGAAUUUUUUUGGUGACUCAGCUUGGACAAUCAUUACACACAUUUCAAUGCCGUUAGCUAUUUUUUACAGAUUUCACUCAACGAUAUGCCUUUUCGAAAUUUGGAAAAAUGCCUACAAGAUCAAAUCGAAUUUUAAGAAUCCUUUGUUUCCAGUCAUGUGAAUCUUGAUGAGUGAAGUCGAAUAUUUCGCCACAUCGUUAAUUAUUUACAUUUCCAAUUAAAUUUUCUAACAAAAAACAAACAAAAUAUAUACCUGUUUAUUUCAUCUAAUUUUGUUCAAAUACAUGAGUAAAUUUCACGGUCAGCAAUCAUUUAUUGAUGUCGGGCUUGGUAAUUUCAUUCCCGACAAACAAAAUUUCCAUAUUGUGGAUAAAAGUGGCCUGAAUACAUUCGGUAGACGUCACAAAAUAUAUAUAAAAUCGUAUUACUCGCUCCAUUCUCUAUAUCUUCACGUCUACUUAAUAACACACUUUUCAGCAAAAUAAAUCUAAUAUACCAGUUCAGCCGGGGAAAAUAUAAGCUCACGACAAAUUUCCAAAUCGAAUCUUUGAGUUAGAUAUGAACGCAUAGAUCCGUGCACUUGAUAUAUUUUAUAUAUCUACCGCCAAAGCAAUUUGUUCGAGUCUCUGUGACUGUAUUGACCAAAAGCUUACGUUUUAUAGGAAUAUAUUUUGCUCUUUUUUUUUUCUACAAAUUUUUAUGAUCAAUCUUAUUCUAUUCCUGUUUACUUACAGUUCUGCUUAACUUGGUUGGUAAAUUGGAAAGUUUCUAUACACUUGGAUUUAGUAUAGAGUCUUUAACACCCCGAAGCACUAAGUAAUUACGAAUUAAAAAUUAUUUUCCGGCUUCGAAUUCAAAUGAUCUAUUUAUCAUUUUAUUGGAAAACAUAAUUAACAAAUACGUCUUCCUUUAUUAUAUAGGGGGUCCAACGGGGCAUUUCGUAAAUCUGUUAUGGGAAAACUAUAAGGAGCAAAAUAUUGAAAAGUUAUAAUUAAACUGGAGAUAUUCAACAUUUCAUGUCAAAAUGACAACGAUGAAAACAACAUCUUUCAAUAUUAAUAAUCGAAAUUACUAACCAAAUUUAUUCAACAAACAAUUUUUUACAGGGUAACUUAAUGGAGUGGAAUUUUUAAAAAUUCCUUAUGGAAAAAAUUUACAGGCAUUUUUUUAAGUAAAAUGUUAAAUAUAACAGAAACAGUGAAAUCUCGGUUUAUGGUAAAGAAAGAUUAUAGAUUAUCUCUAAAUUGGAAGUGUUCUAAAGAAAACAAACAAACAAGGCUUCAUACCGCUAUAAGUUACACUUUAUGAAAACUUUUAAUUAAAAUUACAUCGCAGAGAUAGAGGAGCAGAUAACAGAAUCCCUAUCGAGAGUGAAUGAUUAUUACAGAUCAAAUCAGCUCCGCCCAAAUCCAGCGAAAACGCAGACAUGCCUAUUCCACCUCAAUAACCGACAGGCGAGAAGGGAACUACAAAUAGAAUGGAAAUCAGUCAGACUGCAACACUGCCCAAACCCAGUCUAUCUAGGUGUUACAUUAGACCGCUCCCUAACGUUCAGAAAGCAUAGCGAUAAAACCAAGGCCAAAGUCUGACUAAUGCUCGCACUGUGCUACUCCGCAGCCGAAUAUGCAUCCCCCGUAUGGGAGAGAUCAUCACAUGCUCAUAGACUGGACCCUGUCCUGUAUGACCGGUAUAGGUUAGUAACCGGAUGCCUAAAACCCACUGACCUUGAUCAGCUUUACAUGCUAGCCGGAAUUGCACCACCGCAAAUACGUAGGGAAACCCUAGCCAUGGCCGAACGAAGCAGACAAUGUGAAGACGCCAGGCAUCCUAUGUACCAAUAUAUUCCGUCAGCGGCCAGACUGAAAUCAAGGCGAGGCUUUAUGCAAUCUACACAGCCCCUCACGGCCUCUAAAACUGCUACCAAGGAGACAAAAUGAGAACAGCGCCUCAAUCAACAACAUCCCAACCUGGAAUAUAAAAGAAAAACUCCCUGCAGGCUCUGACUUAGACUCGGGUACCUGGAAAACCCUCAACCGACUCCGGCGCCAAAUGGGGAGAUCCAAGAACAACCUCCUGAAAUGGGGGUACGUGGAAGAGGAAACGUGUGAAUGUGGAGAAUCCGAGACAAAGGAGCCCCAUGUACCAUCCGGGACCUUUGGACGUGGAAUGAAAAUACUGUGAAAUGCGCCAGACACUGGAGUGAUAUAUGAACAAUAUCUAAUAAUUUUUAGUCACAAGUUGUAAUCAGACACGAUUAAAUAAAUAAAAUUAAAAUUACCAAAAACAUUGAA